This is a messenger RNA of Ananas comosus (pineapple), 1854 nucleotides long. RefSeq lists its product as uncharacterized. Bases 733 to 1677 code for a protein of 314 amino acids. The transcript has 3 exons. Lineage: Eukaryota; Viridiplantae; Streptophyta; Magnoliopsida; Poales; Bromeliaceae. The record is from RefSeq and is a predicted model, not a curated record.
AGCUCUGACGACAGCCCAAGCAACGGCGUGGGUUCGCCGCGGGACUUCUCGGCGGCGGGAAAAGCGCUUCCCGCGUUUUCGAUGGUUGUCGAUCGGAGGUUUCCCGCGUUUCGCGACCCGAGGAGAGGUUGUGGGGAGGGAGAGGUUCUCCCCUUCCCUUCUCUAAUUAGGGCAAAUUCGAAAGUUCCAGGUAAUUUUCCCCCUCGUUCAGAGGAAAAAAAGGAGAGAGAAAGAGAGAAAGGGGGAGGGGGAAAAAAAAUCUCAUUUUUCGGGGCUUCAAUUUGAGCAUCUGUUUCUCAAGAAGGUAAUUCCUCCUCACGCAUAUCGUUAUUUGUGGUUUUGUUGAUGUUGUUGGGGCGAAAAUCGCAAGUUUUGCGAGUGUUGAGACGCUUUUCACUGUUGUUGGUAGGAUUCUAAUUUCAUUGAUUGCUAUUAAUUUGCUCCUCCUGUUGAUGUUCAUCUUUAGGCCAAUUAUGGGUUUUUAUGUUCCCGAUCGAAUUCAUAUUCAAAAUUAUCUGCGUGUUGAUUCAAUUCACACUCAAAUUUUGCUGAUGUAAGAAGAUUAAUUUUUGAAGGAUGUAUAUGGGAGCUUCGAUUCUGCAGGGACAUACACUUAACUAGAUAAUUUUGCAGGUUAUUGGGAAAUACUUCUUUACCUUUCCACCCCCCCCAAUUAUCCAGAUGCCGCGGUUAUGUUGAGAUUCUAGAAUACCUGAUCUCAUUCAUAUUUACAUGGAAAAAGAAUCUCUACAUGCGGAAGCAAACCUCGGACAUGCGGAGGAGAAUUUGGAAGCUGAAGUUCGUAAGGACACCAACGAUCUCUCCAAGCCAGAAAAUGAUAUUGUGCUCAAGCUCGAAAAAGAAGCGUCUUUCUCAUCAUUUUCUUCUUCUUCAGACGCAUCUUCAGAUGAAGAUUUCUUCCAAUUAGACCCUGCCGACCUCAACAGGUCGAUCGCAGAAAAAGACGAGGUUUCUGAUAAGGAAAGUGCUCGAUCAGAAGUACAAAUCAUCGACUUAUCUACUAAAAAUGAUUCAACUACUUCAACUCCAGGAUCAGAUAAUCUUGUCGCAUUAGGAGCGAAGCAAAGCCCUCAGAUUCAAUCGAUGGGGAGAUCGGACGGCCCCGAGCCUAGCAGACUUCCUUCUUCGAUCUUCCGGUCCAAGUCCACAAACCCUGUGGAAUGGAGUGUGACUUCAAAUGAAUCACUAUUCAGUAUCCACAUAGAAAGGUCCGGGGAUCUGACCAAUUACUAUGGCAGCCAUUUGGAUUUUUCGCCGAUUACUCCGCUAGUCGUCACUAAUUCACCACAAGGUCCGAUCCCCCAGCCGGAUUUGAAGCAGCCAGGCACAGCACAGGCGGCGAAUGCGGAGGCAAUGAAGGAUGUCUUGAGAGCAGCUGCAGAGGAGCAUAACGGUAAAAGCAAGCCCGCCGUUGUUGAUAUUCGUCACUCCGACAGUACGUCCGGGUUGUCCGAUGGCAGCGUGCGUUCUUUUGCGUUUCCAAUACUAACAGGGGAAGGAAGAAAUGGGUCUCUGAAGGGCGAGUCUGUACGUCGGCCGGCACAAGAAGAGCAAACGCAGGAUCCUCCUUUACAGAAGCAGCCUUCAAAAGCAGUUCCAGAUGCAGCAGAGCAAAGCUGGUUUUCUUGCUUUUCCAGUUGCCCUUUCUGCCGCUGAAUCUGAGACGCACGUAACAGCAAUUCAAUUUCUGCUCUCCAUGUGUACAUUUCUUGUAGUUAAACAUGUAGGCUGUAGCAUAACUUUUAAUGAGAUGGUGGGAAUUUCUCUUCUUAAUCAAAUUACCAAUGUUAUUAUAUCAGUUGAGUUAUAAUUAUAAAGGCAUUUGUCGUGUUA